This is a messenger RNA of Aspergillus pseudonomiae, 2523 nucleotides long. RefSeq names its product kinesin-domain-containing protein. Gene Ontology annotation, biological process: microtubule-based movement; mitotic spindle assembly. The record is from RefSeq and is a predicted model, not a curated record. Gene Ontology annotation, cellular component: spindle microtubule; nucleus. Gene Ontology annotation, molecular function: microtubule binding; ATP binding; plus-end-directed microtubule motor activity. Lineage: Eukaryota; Fungi; Ascomycota; Eurotiomycetes; Eurotiales; Aspergillaceae. The coding region runs from base 1 to 2523 and encodes 840 amino acids. The transcript has 6 exons.
AUGAUGCUCAUCAAGGCUGGCUUACUAUUAGGUUACAACUGCACCACGUUCGCUUAUAGACAGACCGGCACUGGCAAAACGUACACAAUGGCUGGAGAGAUGACAGAAGAGUUUGGACUUCUAUCGGACAAUGCGGGGAUUAUCCCACGUACUCUCUACACACUGUUUGACAAGCUCAAAGGAAGAGAUAGCACGGUCAAGUGUUCCUUUAUCGAGCUCGAGCGGAAUGGCGUCGUUAACGGCAAUCUAUUGGUAAAGGGAAUGCAGGAAUCAUAUAUUGAUUCGCCAUCGGCUGGUCUUCAGCUACUCACAAUGGGUAGUCAGAAGCGACAGGUAGCAGCCACGAAAUGUAAUGAUCUUAGCUCCCGGAGUCAUACUGUUUUCACAAUACAUGUCCUCACCAAAACUAGUGAGGUGUCUUUCACGUCUGGGAAGCUCAACUUGGUGGACCUGGCUGGCAGUGAGAAUAUCCAGCGCAGUGGUUCUGAGAAAAAGCGAGCCGUCGAAGCCGGACAAAUCAAUAAAAGCUUCCUAACGCUUGGACGGGUCAUUAAUGUAUUGGUCGAUAAAUCUUCACAUGUUCCAUACAGAGAGUCAAAGUUAACAAGAUUGCUGCAAGAUUCUUUGGGUGGACGGACCAAGACCUGCAUAAUUGCGACUGUCUCGCCUUGUCUGUCUAACCAGGAAGAGACCAUAUCCACAUUGGACUACGCAUUUCGCGCCAAAAAUAUUCACAACAGGCCCCAGAUGAACACUCCUGUCCCCAAAGAUGCAUUACUCUCUGAACUCGCCUCUGAAGUCGAAAAUCUCAAGCGCAAUUUGAUAGCGACAAGGCAUCGAAAUGGCGUUUAUAUGACUUCCGACGCACAUGAAGAAAUGACCAAAGAAAACGAGUCCCAGCGGAUCAUCAACCAAGAGCAGAAGCAAAGGAUAGAAGCCUUGGAAUCAAACCUCAACCACAAGGCAGAAGAGUCGCUUGCAUUGAAGCGUCAGCUCCAAGAAUUACUUGUCGACAAUAAGGAGGCUCCUGUAGAGAUUGGUCGAAUGAAAGACACUCUUCACAAGGCUGAACAGACAUGGGAUAUCUCUGUUGCAGGAGUGUCGGAUUUCACCGAGAAACUGCAAACUCGGAUGAAAAGUUUUCAGGCCCAGCAGACCGGGCUUUUACGAGAUUUUUCGAACAAUCUCAGCCAAUUUCUCGAAAAUGAGAUGAUGGCCGCUCAGAAGAAUUCAAGUAUUCUUCAUGAUGUUCUCCUUUCCGUCGAAAAUAUGGGAAUGAGGUCUAAAGCGCAAACGUUGAAGGAUCAGACAGAAGCAGGGCUCGAGGAUCUCAAGGAAAUCAGUCAAAAAGUCAGGGCGAUGGUUGGCACAACCAUGAAUGAAGUCUCUCAAGCAAUUCGCCGAGUUACCGAAGGUCUUCAGGACGCUCUUUUGAAGUGCAGCAAUGAUUUUGAGAUGGCCUACACCACACUCCAGACAGAGAUAGAGUCUACAUUCGAGACAAUCAUCAGACAUCCUGAGGAGCAAAGCAUUCAGACCAGCGAGCUUCAGCUUCAGCUUCAAGAUGCUAACUCUCGAAUGAAAGAGAUGAAUCAUAAGACAUCAAUUGAUGUGGCUCGACUUCUGGAAGAAGAGCGUACUAGUGCCGAGGCAGAACGCCGUAACUUUCUAGACCAAAUUGCUGCACUCUACGAUCUUUCAUUACAGACACGAUGGAAUCGACUUCAGGGAAAUUACAGUACAAUCUGCAAUGACAUAUCAAGCUCUGGCGAUCUGAUGGAAGGUCUUGCAACGCACAGCCGGGUUGAUGAAUGUAUCACAAAGCAGAAGCAAAUCGCCGAAGAGAUCAUUCACCUCAGAAGCCAGCUGAAAGUGCGCAUGGAGCAAGAUAAGAAGACUAUUAAUAACGAGCACCUUUCCGCCCGACGAGCUGUGCUAUCUGCGCAGAAAGAUCUACAGCAAACCGUGGAAAAUGGCGAGGAUGGGUUUGACGAGCCAGUGGCGCUCUGGGCUCAAAAAUUGGAAAACACGCAAUCGCAUAAUAACAAGCUCAUCGAUGCAUAUCUUAAUAAAUCCAACACCUUGGAGGCCACUGUGCAGCAGUCAUGCUCGAUGGUGAAAGGGCAACGUGAAACAGUUCUUCAAAGUUGUGGAAAAUUUCAGGAAGAUAUGUUACUGCGAUCAGAUUCGAUAGAGCAGCCUAUUGCCACCUUGGAGAAAGAUAUUUGCGAGCCCCUGUCCCAUCUGCAAGAGAGCAUACGGAAUCCUAUAUUUCUGAUAAGUGCCUGUCUGAAACGACCGCCUGAGUCCACAAAUACCUCGCCUCAAGAUGUAAAUAUGGCCUCAUUGACCUGUUCGGUACAUGAAGGACCACAGGAGAAGAAUUUUCAUGAUAGGCAACAGCUAACUGACAGCGACCGAGGGGGGAUUCCUCCCUGGAUACCUGAUAAUCCUGUUGAGCAACCAUGCUCCGAGGUACCGUCUGACAACGAUGAACCUCGUAUAAAACGGCGUCGGAUUUAA